AUGGCGUUGGUGGGCUGCAUAGAGAGGAAGGCUGGGGGUUCCAGGAUAAAGAAGGUCCCAAUGGAAGGAGCACAAGCAGAGCAUGGAGGCAAAUGGUUGGAAGGUGUAGGAGCAGAUCCACAAGGAAGGUUUGCAACUCACAGGGAGGAAGCUCUUCAGCAGCCUCUUAUUGUGGCUGACUGUCGUUACUGGUAUGACUCUCAGCUGUUGGUAGUUGGCUCCUUCUCUGGACUCAAGAACCUGCAGGAAGAGCUGGAAACCCUACAAUACUACAAGGACAACAGCAAAGACCAAAGUGUACGAUUCACCUUUAUCACACUCAUCAAAUCAUUCAGUGACCCUAUGGAUAGGGGCAUUGUCAUCCUGGAAGGGACCACUCCCAUCGGGAUAGAGACGUUUCAUCACAGAACCAAAGGUAGCCAGGGUCAGUUCCCCAUCACUCAGAAUGUGACGGUGGUGGAGGGGGGCACAGCCAACAUGACCUGUCGCGUGGAUUACAAUGAUAACACUUCCCUCCAGUGGUCAAACCCUGCACAACAAACUCUGUUUUUUGGAGACAAGAAAGCGCUGAGGGACCACAGAAUUGAACUGGUGCGAGCCUCGUCACAGGAGCUCACUAUUAAAAUCAAUGACGUCAGCCUGUCAGACGAGGGUCAGUACACAUGCUCACUCUUCACCAUGCCCGUCAAGACCACCAAGGCCUUCCUCACUGUUCUGGGAGUGCCAAGUAGACCAGAGAUCACAGGAUUCACCAGGCCAGCCAUGGAAAAGGACGUAAUCACCCUGACAUGCACCACAUCAGGCAGCAAACCUGCUGCCAACAUCCGGUGGUUCCGAAAUGACAAGGAGGUCCAAGGGACUAUGGAGGUCAAUGCCACAGGAAAAUCCUUCACAGUGAAGAGUAGCCUCCAGUUCCAGGUGAAUAAACAGGAUGAUGGUGUCGCUUACACCUGCAGUGUGGAGCACGUGUCUCUGUCCAACCCCUACAUGACAACUGAGGUCCUGGAGGUCCACUAUGCUCCCCAGCUGGAGAUCACACAUUCACUGAUUCUUCCACAGGAAGGACAAUACUUCAAACUGGAGUGUGUUUCCAUAGGCAAUCCAAUACCUGAACCGGUGCUGUGGUCGAAAGAUGGAGGAGAACUGCCAGAUAUUGAGCGAAUGAUUGUGGAGGGCAGAGAGCUAACCAUCACCACGCUAAACAAAACAGACAAUGGCACAUACCGCUGUGAGGCCAGCAACCAUAUGGGCACCAGCUUUGCUGAAUAUAUGCUGUUUGUAUAUGAUCCGAACGCUUUGGGACAACAUGGACCUGACCACGCUUUAAUUGGAGGCGUUGUUGCAGUCGUGGUCUUCAUCACCUUGUGUUUGAUAAUAGUUCUCGGACGAUAUCUGGCUAGACAUAAAGGAACGUAUCUAACGCACGAGGCUAAAGGAGCAGAAGAUGCCCCCGAUGCUGACACGGCUAUCAUCAAUGCUGAGGGCAACCAUGUGCAUGCAGAGGAAAAGAAAGAGUACUUCAUUUAG
This is a messenger RNA of Nematolebias whitei (Rio pearlfish), 1527 nucleotides long. RefSeq names its product cell adhesion molecule 2b (gene cadm2b). Bases 1 to 1527 code for a protein of 508 amino acids. Lineage: Eukaryota; Metazoa; Chordata; Actinopteri; Cyprinodontiformes; Rivulidae. The record is from RefSeq and is a predicted model, not a curated record. The transcript is spliced from 11 exons.